AUGACAGCCUCUGUUACAUCAGAUGACCCUGAAGAUACUGAAGCCGACAUUACUUCACAUGGACUCACGCAAAAUGAGGAUCUUUUCGUAAAUCAAGGCUUGCUGAAGAAGAGAGACCGAUUUAAGAAACAGAUGGGCCCAAGGUCAAGUUACUACGCACUUCCUUCUCAUAAUAGUAAAGGUUUAUUUAGUCGCAACAUUCAAAAUUCAAAAAUUCGUGGGUUAAAUGAUUUGAAGGAUCCUUUGAGACAAGCCCCUUUUUCUGUUACAGUAUCGGCUCUUGAAGCAUUACAUCGGCUCUUUCCAGAGUUUAUGUUCAUACAUCCUACGUCUCUAAUUUAUGAAGAGUAUCUUGAUCCUUGUUUGAGAAAUUCCAUCAUGGCAGUCAUUUGUUUCUUUGCGCCGCAUUCACUUGAGACUUGGAUCGAUCCAAGCUCUGAAAUGGUGAAGGAAGACUAUUGCUACAAUUAUGCUAUACAAAAUCUAAUCCGACCUCAGCUGAUGUUACGUGAUCCUACCAUUGAAAAGGUUCAGUGCCUAUUGAUGCUAUCUUUAUAUGACUGGUCUCGGUGUCGCUAUUAUAGCAGUUGGAUGCUUCAUGGUAUGGCGAGUAGAAUUCUACAAGAAUUUUCGCAUGUCGUAAAGUGUCCUAUUAGUGCUAUUGAUAGUUCCUCAGAAAAUCAAGCCAAUAAAACAUCACUUUUAUAUCGGGAAAAGUUGGUAAGAACAUAUUGGUCUUGUUUCAUGCUAGAUCGUGUUCUUGCUUCCGGGAGAAAUAGAUGUUCAGCAUUUGUGCAUCAGGAAUUCGAGCGCAUAAUGUUACCGUGUGAUGAUACGGAUUUCAUCUACAUGACAGAGUUCGCAGUUGAAUCGGUGCAUCUUAAUAUAAUAACCCUUGGCAAUUAUUUACAAAUCAAAGGUCUUCCGUCACAAAAUAGAAGUCCCAGUUAUUUAGUAAGAAUUUUUGAGCUUUGGGGAGACAUUUCAGAUUUCAUUCUUCAGGGAGGUAGAACAAAAUUUCUUAUACCUCCCUGGGAACCUAGUUCAUUUUUCGCACAAAGUAAAGCUAAAUUAAAAGAGUGGUAUCACUGCCUACCUACUCGAUGGAGAUGGUCUUCAGAUAACUUGAAAGCACAUCGUGCUUUUAACACAGACGUUUCCUUUAUUAUGAUUAAUUCGAUUUUUAAUCUUUGCCUCAUUUAUAUUCAUCGGGAGUAUACCCCUUUUCUUCCGCAUUCGAAUGACUAUCCAGUCGGUCCAACUGAAGAGCCACUUUUGCCACUGCCACCCAGCAAGGACUUUUGGAUCACUUCUGCUAUUGAAUUAUUUUCUAGCACAAGAACACUUUCAUCGAUAUUGAUUGAAGCUUCAGAAUAUGACCAAGCGAGAAAUGUAACUACUAUUGUGUCCCCAAUUUUGCUAUUUUGCGUCUUUUCUGCUUGUGCAACGGCUAUCUAUGGUUCGACAUUUCAUUGGAUGGACCCUCAACAUGACAGCUAUCUGGGAAUUAACUCCUUGACUACGUCGGCUGUAAAAUUACUUGAGUGCUUGAAAUCAAUGCAAGACACGCUGGAUAUCACUUCCUAUUGGUAUAGUAUCGCAAGGCAGUUGGUAGAUUUAUAUACAUUGGUUGCUGACGACAGAAAAAGAGCUAGCGAAUUAAAAUUAGGCAAAUUUACUUUUAGAGAAUUGGAAGACUCGAUCCAAAUUGUUAAUUUAGGAGCAGAACGGAAACUUAUCGAAGAGAACUCUGAAGCCCUGCUUCACUUCGAUAAGGGACAGGCUCAAUAUGAUUGUUCUGGUAUAGAACUUAAUUCUAAUGCGGUGCACAAUAACGACCGUAUUAUGUCAUGCAGUCACGAUUCAACCAGAUCUAAUGAGGAGGGCAGGUCUCAAAACCACAAUGAUUUCAUGUUUCCUUCCCCACGGCUACAUAAUUUCAUGAUAGGAAAUGAACUGGUUACGCAAGAGUAUUUAUUAAGGCUUAUUCAUGAUUUGAAGGAGUAA
Molecule: messenger RNA, 2007 nt
Organism: Priceomyces carsonii
Lineage: Eukaryota; Fungi; Ascomycota; Pichiomycetes; Serinales; Debaryomycetaceae
Gene: ZCF38
Product: Zcf38p
Exons: 1
Coding region: 1-2007 (668 amino acids)
Biological process (GO): DNA-templated transcription
Cellular component (GO): nucleus
Molecular function (GO): DNA binding; zinc ion binding
Source: RefSeq, a predicted model, not a curated record